This is a messenger RNA of Bufo gargarizans (Asiatic toad), 3660 nucleotides long. It is a transcript of the gene CAMK2D, whose product is annotated as calcium/calmodulin dependent protein kinase II delta. Gene Ontology annotation, cellular component: cytoplasm; neuron projection. The transcript is spliced from 20 exons. NCBI's taxonomy places the organism in Eukaryota, Metazoa, Chordata, Amphibia, Anura, Bufonidae. The coding region runs from base 540 to 2072 and encodes 510 amino acids. The record is from RefSeq and is a predicted model, not a curated record. Gene Ontology annotation, biological process: protein phosphorylation. Gene Ontology annotation, molecular function: calcium/calmodulin-dependent protein kinase activity; ATP binding; calmodulin binding.
GCCACACACGGCGCGGGGCUGGGAGGCUGCGAGCGCUCUCCGCGCACAUCUAACCUACAUAACCCUGAGCCGCUCUUCCUGGGCUCCCAUUAGCAGUAGCGGGGCGGGCGGGACAGGUAGCUGCAUCUCUAUGAGGGCUGCACAUCUCCGAGGUGACCACUUGCUCUGCUAGAAGUUGGUCGCCGUAGUCGCUUCCCCCCACAGCUGUCUGAGGUGACUGCAGCUCCUGCCGCUAUUUAUGUCACCCUCGCACAACUGACAGUGAGGAGAGACGACACUAACUCGGGCUCCAUUGUGUUAGUGACAAGGACCGGAGGCCAGUGACCGUGCUGCGCGCCCAGUGGUGGCGAGGUGGAGGAGGAGAGGGGGACAAGGCGGAGAACGAGCCCGGCACCGGCAGGCUCCGGCUAGGAGCUGUCCUGCGCCCUCGGACCUUCCGUCGCUGCCGUUUCUCGUGUGUGUUUGUGCGCUGCUGCGCGUCCCCAAGCACCCCGACCCUGCACCACCCGAGGAGGAAACCGGGGGGAGGAGGCGGCGGCAUGGCUUCUACUACCACCUGCACCAGGUUCACGGACGAGUACCAGCUCUUCGAGGAACUCGGGAAGGGAGCCUUCUCUGUGGUGAAAAGAUGCAUGAAGAUUACCACAGGACAAGAGUAUGCCGCCAAAAUUAUCAACACCAAAAAGCUUUCUGCACGAGAUCACCAGAAAUUGGAACGUGAAGCAAGGAUCUGUCGCUUACUAAAGCAUCCCAAUAUUGUUCGACUUCAUGACAGCAUAUCAGAAGAAGGGUACCAUUACUUAGUCUUUGACUUAGUUACUGGUGGAGAGUUAUUUGAAGAUAUAGUAGCAAGAGAAUACUAUAGUGAAGCAGAUGCAAGUCAUUGUAUACAGCAGAUUCUAGAAAGUGUAAAUCAUUGUCAUCUUAAUGGCAUAGUUCACAGAGACCUAAAGCCUGAAAAUUUGCUAUUAGCUAGCAAAUCAAAAGGUGCAGCUGUGAAACUUGCAGAUUUUGGCCUAGCAAUUGAAGUUCAAGGAGAUCAACAAGCAUGGUUUGGUUUUGCAGGAACACCAGGGUAUCUGUCUCCAGAAGUCUUACGAAAGGACCCUUAUGGAAAACCAGUGGAUAUGUGGGCAUGCGGUGUUAUUCUAUACAUCCUGCUUGUGGGUUAUCCUCCAUUCUGGGAUGAGGACCAACACAGACUGUAUCAGCAGAUAAAGGCUGGUGCUUAUGAUUUUCCAUCACCGGAGUGGGAUACAGUUACUCCUGAAGCCAAAGAUCUGAUCAAUAAAAUGCUUACAAUUAAUCCUGCCAAACGCAUCACCGCAUCUGAAGCACUCAAGCAUCCAUGGAUCUGUCAACGUUCCACCGUUGCAUCCAUGAUGCACAGACAAGAAACUGUAGACUGUUUGAAGAAGUUUAAUGCAAGAAGAAAGCUAAAGGGGGCUAUACUGACCACCAUGCUCGCUACUAGGAACUUUUCAGCAGCAAGAAGUUUGUUGAAGAAACCUGAUGGAGUCAAGAUAAACAACAAAACCAACGUAAUAACAAGCCCUAAAGAUCCUACCCCACCUCUGGAGCCCCAAUCUACUGUAAUCCACAACCCUGCUGAUGGAAAUAAGGAAUCCACAGAGAGCACUAACACCACCAUUGAAGACGAAGAUGUAAAAGCUCGCAAGCAGGAAAUUAUCAAAGUGACAGAGCAGCUUAUUGAAGCAAUUAACAAUGGAGACUUUGAAGCCUAUACAAAGAUUUGUGAUCCUGGCCUUACUUCAUUUGAGCCUGAAGCACUGGGAAACCUUGUGGAAGGCAUGGAUUUCCAUCGAUUCUACUUUGAAAAUGCUUUAUCCAAGAGCAACAAGCCAAUCCAUACUAUUAUCCUUAACCCUCAUGUUCACUUGAUUGGAGAAGAUGCUGCUUGCAUUGCCUACAUUCGACUCACCCAGUAUAUGGAUAACAUGGGGUUGCCGAAGACUAUGCAAUCUGAAGAAACCCGUGUGUGGCACCGCCGUGAUGGAAAAUGGCAGAAUGUACACUUCCACCGUUCUGGGUCACCAACAAUACCCAACUAACUCUCUAAGCCUUCCAAGCCUUUUAUUGUAAACACUCAAGACAACUGGAUGGUAUCUCUUAGACCAACUGCAUCCUUCCUGUGUGUCCUAAUCACAAGUGUUUAUUUGAGCACAGAAUGUCUCCAUGUGUAAUGCUUUUGUGUGUUGUAUUUUCUAUAUUUUCAUCAGGACCACACCUUACUAAGGUCCCAACAAAGGAUCAUACAGUACUUGCUUACACUGAAAACAAUAUGACUAUUCCUUUGCUUCUACAUAUCUAACUACAUAUCUAUCAGUGCUGAUUAAAAUCCAAACCUUUUUACUCUUUUGUUGAUUAGUACAUGCUGGAUUAUUAGUAGAUGAGAACCCAGGGCCUGAUUUAUCAUAUUCAAAAUAAUUAGUUUGGAACAUAUAAAGUAUUUUUAUUAGCAAAUGCAGAAAGUAAUCUUAUGUCAAUAUGCAGUAAAUACCAACAUUUGUAACUACUGUAUUAUGGUCAAUAAGUGCAAGUUGGAAUUUCUAGUAUACGUAUCUAUUACAAUUUUUUUUAUAUAUACACCAAGGAUUUUUGUCUUAUUAUCGAGUAGAUCAAUAACUAUGAAUGGGUGAUGGUGGUGGUUUUUGAUAAUAGACCAAGCAAAAUAUUGCAAUCAGGGUAAUUUUGUGCUUUCACAAAAUAUGAUGAUUUUUUUUGUGUCCUCGUCCAGAAUUAGAGUGAGAUUUAGAUAUUGUGUAUUGUGUGUUGUAAUGAAUAUGUGCAUUCUAAUGGUUAUGUUGCACAAAAUAGCAAGCAAUCUACUGUAUGCAAGAAGAGAAAUAAUUCUCAUAGUAAUUACCUAGAACUUUAUACUUAUCCAAUGUACAAUACAGCCCAUACUAUAUUGGCCUUGUGAAUGAUAUUCUAGGAAGAUAAUGAAAAUUUUUCUAUAGAAGUGCAAUUUAAGAUGCCCAUGUACUCUAUUGGUUAUGUUUUGUAGUCAUGUAGUAAUAUUCAUACUGCUACAUACAUCUGUAUGUUCAAUUCCAUUUUUCAAUUUCUCUCUAGCGGCUGUUAACUUCACGCAUGCAUAAGGAGACAUUUUUAUCCUUUUUUUUUUUUUUUUCUCUCUUUGUCCACCGCAUAGUCCCUUGAAUUUAUAUUAUUCCACCUUUGUGAAUAUCAUUAUUAAACCUCUUUAAAAUGUUAAUGUUGUUGAAUAUUGGAUGUAUUGCUAGUAUGCUAAUGAGCAUUUCAUUUUCUACCGUAUGUAAUUCAAAUGUGUUGAGCCAUUUAAACCUGCCAAUUUAAUUCUGUGGAAGAAAUAUAUUUUUUUCUGUACAUCUUUAGUCUCUAGAAGUGGUUCCACUGUUAGCAUUUAGAUAUAGUGCAUGAUGUAACGUUCUUAUUUUUUACUUUUCAUUUAAGUAUAGCAUGGUAUGCGGAUAUAGUACCGUAGAUCAACUCUGUCUUCCACAAAACCAUGUGAGAUUAGGUGGCACCAUGGUGGUUUUAUUUUAUCAUCUUUUGUAAUGUUGCAAUAUAUUGUACCAAUGAACACCAUGUAUAUAUUUCUUGCCAUAAAAUAACGGAUAUAAUUAAAGUAACAAUAAAAUUGUGUUUUCUGUUGCA